Anopheles merus is the source of this 971-nucleotide messenger RNA. RefSeq names its product glutathione S-transferase 1-1-like. The transcript is spliced from 2 exons. Gene Ontology annotation, molecular function: glutathione transferase activity. Gene Ontology annotation, biological process: glutathione metabolic process. Lineage: Eukaryota; Metazoa; Arthropoda; Insecta; Diptera; Culicidae. Bases 134 to 790 code for a protein of 218 amino acids. The record is from RefSeq and is a predicted model, not a curated record.
UAGGUGUGCCUUGAAGCAGGACGACGACCACGUGCUCUGAGCGUAUCUGGCUUAUUUCAACACCACCUGUGCGCCGUUCUUUGGACGACGAAGAGUUUUUUGGACAACCUUGUGGUGAUUUUGGCGUGAAAGGAUGGCUCCCCUGAUUCUGUACCACUUUCCGGGCUCGCCACCCUCCCGGUCGGCUCUGCUGGCAUUGCGCAAUUUGGAUCUGGAUGCCGAGGUGAAAAUAGUGAACCUGUUCGCCGGCGAGCAUCUGGCGGACGAGUUCGUUGCGAUCAACCCAGACCACACCGUGCCGACGCUCGUCGACGAGGACUACAUUCUGUGGGAGUCGAAAGCGAUCGUCACGUACCUGGCGGAACAGUACAAGCCGGGCUGCACGCUCUACCCGUCCGAGCCGAAAAAGCGCGGGCUCAUCAACCACCGGCUCUACUUCGACUCCGGCACACUGUUUGUGGCGCUGCGCAACGUGCUCAUGACGGUGCUGCGCUCCGGCGAGACGCGCAUCGCGCAGGAAAAGAAGGACGCCGUGUACAAGGCGCUGGAAAAGCUCGACUCCUAUUUGGACGGGUGCGAUUGGAUUGCGGGCGAGGAGUGUACGCUGGCCGAUCUGUGCGCGUUGGCGAAUGUGGCCACGCUGAAGGAAAUCGGAGUGGGGAUGGAGGGCUACGCCAACAUUAGCGGCUGGUACGAGCGAUGCCGCGAGCUGGCCGGAUUCGACGAGAACGAGGAAGGCGCUAGCUUCCUUGGAAAUGCGUUCAAAUCGAAGCUCGAGGAACCGUUUUAGAGGAGGGGGGAAGGGAAAGGGUGGGGCACAGUAGAAGCAUUUGUCACACCCAAACGGGAAGAGUAGCCGUCGAGCUCAGCGGCAUGUACGAUUGCACUUUCGCAAAAUUGCGCUUGCAUUUCUUAACUAUCACCACACCAUCGUAAACGGUAAAAUAAAGUAGCGCGCACUGACGAAAAGC